GGCGGCGGCGGCAGCGCCCGAGCGGCGCCUCUCGCUCCUGCCCUGGGACCGCUUCUCGGCCUGGCUGCACUGCGUGUGCGUGGUGGGCUUCGACCUGGAGCUGGGCCAGGCCGUGGAGGUUAUAUAUCCCCCACAUUCAAAACUCACAGAUAAAGAGAAGACCAAUAUUUGCUAUUUGUCUUUUCCCGAUUCCAAUUCAGGUUGUCUUGGGGACACACAGUUUUGUUUUAGAUUUCGACGGUCUUCUGGAAGAAAAGUCUCAUUGUGUUGUUUUCUGGACCAAUUGGAUAGAGAUCUACCGGUUUACUUAAAGAAGGAUCCAGCUUACUACUAUGGCUAUGUGUAUUUCAGACAAGUUAGAGACAAAUCAUUAAAAAGAGGCUAUUUCCAGAAGUCCUUGGUUCUCGUCAGCAAGCUACCAUACAUCCACUUUUUUCGCACUGUACUUAAGCAAAUAGCACCAGAAUAUUUUGAAAAGAGUGAAGCUUUCCUGGAAGCAGUUUGCAGUGACRUUGAUCGUUGGCCACCUCCAGUUCCAGGGGAAAUACUGCAUUUGCCCAUUAUGGGUGUUGUAAUGAAGUUGCGGAUUCCAACAUACCGUGACAAGCCUGGAACAACCCAAGUAGUACAGAAUAUGCACCAGACAGAUGCACAAAUCUCUGUGGCCUUACCUACUGUUCAUGAAGUAGACCUGUUCAGGUGUUUCUGUCCAGUGUUCUUUCACAUUCAGAUGCUCUGGGAGCUCGUCUUGUUAGGAGAACCACUUGUUGUGAUGGCACCAUCGCCAUCUGAAUCUUCAGAAACUGUGCUAGCACUUGUUAGUUGCAUUUCACCUUUAAAGUACUGCAGUGAUUUCAGGCCAUACUUUACCAUACAUGACAGUGAAUUCAAAGAAUAUACAACUCGAACACAAGCCCCACCGUCUGUUAUUUUAGGGGUGACAAACCCUUUUUUUGCUAAAACACUCCAGCACUGGCCCCACAUUAUUCGAAUUGGAGAUAUUAAACUACCAGGUGAAGUUCCAAAGCAGGUGAAAGUGAAGAAACUCAAGAAYCUAAAAACUUUGGACUCAAAACCUGGGGUUUAUACAUCUUAUAAGACAUACUUAAACAAAGAUGAAGAAAUCAUAAAGCAGUUACAAAAGGGUGUACAGCAGAAACGUCCSUCAGAAGCUCAGAGUGUGAUUCUUCGGCGUUAUUUUUUGGAAUUGACAGAAAGUUUCAUUAUUCCAUUAGAACGUUACGUGGCAAGUUUAAUGCCUCUGCAAAAAUGUAUAUCACCAUGGAAGAGUCCACCACCACUGAGACAGUUUAGCCAAGAGGAUUUCAUGAAGACACUGGAGAAAGCAGGACCACAGCUCACUUCGGGGUUAAAAGGGGAUUGGAUAGGACUUUACAGGCAUUUUUUGAAAUCACCAAACUUUGAUGGUUGGUUUAGGAGCCGGCAGAAAGAAAUGACACAGAAGUUGGAGGCCCUUCAUUUGGAAGCACUCUGCAAUGAGAACUUGGUUUUCUGGAGUCAGAAGCAUACUGAGGUAGAAACAGUGGAUCUUGUCUUAAAGCUGAAGAAUAAACUGUUGCAGGCUGGCAGAGACCAUCUUCCUGUGAAAACUGAUACACUGAAAAAGCUGCAAAGGCACAUUGAUGAUAUUAUACUAGCACUUCCAGAUGAUUUGCAGGACAUUUUGCUCAAAACUGGCACAACAUGAUUUCUAUGAGACUUUCUUUUUUUCUUUUUCCCUUUGGUGCAGAAAACAAAAGGCAAAAUGAGCUUCCCAGAAAACAGUGAUAUAUAAGGUUUGGAACACGGUUCUAAAUAGUACAUUAACACUAUAGAUGGGCUAUAUUGAUGAUGUAGUUGAUUAUACUGUUUUGACGUUUCUCUUAAUACCAAUGCAACUAAAAAAWUCCUCUACUUAAUUGUGUUUGAAAUAAGUGCUCUUAAAGAAAAAUCUGUGGGCAUAUGAAAAUAUAGCAUAGCGUAGGACCACAGUGCAGUGCUGGCAUUGCAGAAUGUUUUCUAACUGGUGCUGCUAUACCCAUCAUGGUAACUCAGGGGUAUGCAAUACAGAUCCUAUACUGUCAUGUUGACAGAUUAUCCAGUUGCUUUUAAAUAUUUGGGUUCCUUUUUUGUUUGUUUUUAAUGCUUUCAGCUGGUGAUAAGUCCAACAGGCAUAUCCUGUGACUUGGUCAGAAUACAUAAUAUUUGAGGUAUUCUACUGGUAAAUGAUUACUUUCAAAAGUAUUUCAAUAGAGGCAUUUUCACAGAAACAAGCGAAAAGACUGGUUGUUAAAUUGCUUUUCUCUCUCUUACCCUCUUUYCAAUGAACAUAUUACUGUAAUAUCUUUAAGGAAGAGAAGACAACUGACAGGUAUUUCAUGAACAGAAGUCUCUUCCAUUCAAUAUGAGAUAAUUAYGGUGCUCUUAUUCACAGGCCUUAAGCAUAAAUUAAUGAUAUUCAAAUUGGUGGUUUUAAACUGCUGACAUUAAAGGAUUUUAAAGGGAUUACUAGUGUAAAUGUAACAACAUAGUGUUACAGCAACAUCACAGAAAAUAAACACAGUAAGUUUAAAAAUGAAUCAUUUCAGAUGUUACCUGAUAGAACAUCUGUUUCAGUUGGAGACUGUAGCAUAUCUGACUUCAAAGUUUUUUUUUUUUUUUUUUUCUUAUACCAGUAUGGUCUCUGAUGGGGUAAUUGGGCAGGAAGCAGAUUCUUGGAUCCAACUAGAAGAAAGAUGAUGAAAAGGUCAAAGUGUGGCAAGAUAGGAUUGUAGUACAAAGUUAUUCUUCAGUAUAUGCAUAUAGUACACAUGCAUAAAGAAUAAUUUCCUCUUGCAUAUUAAGCAAGAAGAAUGUGACAUUUAUCUUCGACAAGCUUUGGUAUAUUAGAAUUCAGCUGCUCCACAUGCAGUAUUCCAUGACCCAUUUCACACAGAACUAACUUAAUGCUAUAGUGUACGUACAGUAUGCACUCUUACCU
Nothoprocta perdicaria is the source of this 2980-nucleotide messenger RNA. It is a transcript of the gene DENND6A, whose product is annotated as DENN domain containing 6A. Bases 563 to 1708 code for a protein of 381 amino acids. The transcript has 20 exons. NCBI's taxonomy places the organism in Eukaryota, Metazoa, Chordata, Aves, Tinamiformes, Tinamidae. Gene Ontology annotation, molecular function: guanyl-nucleotide exchange factor activity. Gene Ontology annotation, cellular component: recycling endosome. The record is from RefSeq and is a predicted model, not a curated record.